AUGUCGCUUUCCGGGUUGAGGAAGCAAUUCAACAAGGCCAAUCAGUACCUAUCUGAAACGAUGGGCGCCGCAGAGCCGACGAAACUCGACGACAUCUUCAACGAAAUGGAAAAGAACAUCGACACCACUUAUUCGCUGAUCACCGACCUCGUCGCCGGCACCAAUGAGUACCUUCAGCCGAAUCCAGCCAUCGGCGAUGCGAUGAUGGACGUCGUCGUCGGCGGCGGCGGCGGUGGCGACGAGCUCGCGUUGCUCCUCGGCGGCACCGAUUUGAAGCGCGUGCUCGACGCGAUCAACGCCGCCGUCUCGCCGCGAUUCGCCAACUCGUUGACGGUCGUCACGAAGAAGUUGCUAGCCGUCAAGAAGGCGACCGGCGCGCGACUCGUCAACGUCAACACGAUGGCGCGAUUGUUGCGAAUCCCGCGUCGACGAUUGUACGACGUGAUGGCGGUGCUCGAGGGUGUCGGUCUCGCGCACAAACUCGACCUCAAUCGGUUUCGCCUCACAUUCGCCUAUGAGACCGAGUUGAUGCUCAAUGACUGUCGGUGUAUGAAGGCACACGAGGCGCUCAUCGACGAGGCAAUCGGAUGGCUGCGAGCGCAUCUCGACGAGACCGUCCUCAAUCCAAUCAACACCUUGUACUCGUAUGUGAGCAUCGGCGAGCUCGAGCGCCAAAACGCAAAAAUUGGAAUGAGACUGACGGCGGGUGUCGAGCUCGAGAUCGCCGAUCCGCAACCAUCGGGUGUGUUCCAACUCAAAGCCCGUAAUUGCGAUUCCGAAGUGUUUUUGAUGGAUUCGGGUCGGCUCAUCGAGCUUCAAAAAUUGUGA
Caenorhabditis bovis is the source of this 828-nucleotide messenger RNA. Lineage: Eukaryota; Metazoa; Nematoda; Chromadorea; Rhabditida; Rhabditidae. The record is from the annotation of a GenBank genome assembly.